AUGACCAUCACUGGUGUAGAUGCUAAAUCUGAGCUGGAUUCUUCUGUGUUUCACCCACAGGUGGGUGGACGACACCCGACGUGUAACUUCCUGUUGGAGGUGGAGCGAGACAAGGCUGAAUGUCUGAGGAGGCUGAGAGAAGAGGAGGAGGCCUCAGGAAGUCAGAGAGAGUCGGGAUGCAAAGGCAUUUGGGACAACAUCACAUGCUGGGAGCGAGCCGAGAUCGGAGAGACCAUCAGCAUCCCCUGUCCUCGAGUCCUCAGGAUGGUUUUUGGCCGAAAGGGUAACAUCAGCAGGAACUGCUCAUCAGCCGGGUGGUCGGACGUUUUCCCAGACAUCUCAAGCGUGUGUGAGUCAGACGCCAGCCAGGACAAGCUGGUCUUCUACCGGAUCGUGAAGACGCUCUACACCCUGGGUCACAGCCUGUCGCUGAUCACUUUGACCACAGGGAGUGCCAUCCUCUGUCUGUUCAGAAAACUCCACUGCACCAGGAACUACAUCCACCUCAACCUCUUCUUCUCCUUCAUCCUGAGAGCUGUAGCCGUGUUGGUGAAAGACGACAUCCUCUUCAACCGGAACUCCAAGUGCUCCAACCAGCCGUCUCUGGUGGGAUGUAGAGCCAGCCUGGUGUUUUUCCAGUACUUCAUCAUGGCUAACUUCUUCUGGCUGCUGGUGGAGGGUCUGUACCUCCACACUCUGCUGGUGGUCAUCUUCUCUGAGAACAGACACUUCAUCAUCUACAUGUUCAUUGGCUGGGGAAUCCCCACGGUGUUCGUCUUUGCCUGGGUGAUGACGAGGGUUUAUCUGGAAGACACAGGAUGCUGGGAGAGAAAUGACAACCCCAUACCUAACUGGGUAAUCAAUGGACCGAUUGGAUUCUCGAUCAUGGUGAACUUCAUCCUGUUCAUCAGCAUCAUUCGGAUCUUGGUGCAGAAGCUGAGGUGUCCUGACGUGGGCGGCAACGACCAAUCACAGUACAGGAGGUUGGCCAAAUCCACUCUCCUGCUCAUCCCGCUGUUUGGGAUCAACUACGUGGUCUUCGUGUCUCCCAGUGAAUCCAUCGCAGAGGAUUAUAAAAUCUUCUUUGACCUGGCGCUUGGAUCCUUUCAGGGUCUGGUCGUGGCCAUUCUGUACUGUUUCCUCAACAGUGAGGUUCAGGGCGAGCUAAAGAGGAAGUGGCGGAGUUUUCGUCUGAACUGUCGCCUGAACAGAGCGCACCAACUAAAUAACACCCUCGCAUCCAGGAACGGCUCAGAACACAUGGUUCACUUUCACAGAAAAUCCAGGACUCAGUCCAUCUUGCAGUCCGAGACCACGGUGAUGUGA
Messenger RNA from Cheilinus undulatus (humphead wrasse), 1326 nucleotides. RefSeq names its product vasoactive intestinal polypeptide receptor 2-like. The coding region runs from base 1 to 1326 and encodes 441 amino acids. Gene Ontology annotation, cellular component: plasma membrane. The transcript is spliced from 12 exons. Gene Ontology annotation, molecular function: peptide hormone binding; vasoactive intestinal polypeptide receptor activity; G protein-coupled peptide receptor activity. The record is from RefSeq and is a predicted model, not a curated record. Gene Ontology annotation, biological process: cell surface receptor signaling pathway; adenylate cyclase-modulating G protein-coupled receptor signaling pathway. Lineage: Eukaryota; Metazoa; Chordata; Actinopteri; Labriformes; Labridae.